UCAAGAUCAAGAUCAAGGUCAAGCAGAGCGGCAUCAUCGCUUCUCCGUCCGUCAAAACUCCCCAGGGCCGGGGUCACGCUACGUCUUCGGCCAGAACAACGGCUCGGACAAAGCAGCGUCGAACGCUUUCCCCCUGUUCCCCAAACGGAUUCGGAGGAGCAUAUCGUCGGACGGCCUACGCCACGAUCUAGACCGGCACUUCUCGUCCUCGUCCUCCUCAUCGUCUUCGUUGGCCAUGCAGUUUUUGCCCAAGCAGAACCGACAGCUCCAGCUGCCAUCCUUCGAAGAGCUGGGGAUAGCCACGCCAUCACCCAACAACAUGCCCAGAGCAGCAGCCCACCAGGAGAGAGACCAGCGGCCGUCUACCUCGCCCUCUGGCUCGUUCAUCGACGGAGCCAUACCAGCAGCCUCGCCGUCGAAAUCCUCGUCUCCCUUUGCUGACUCUCCCAACUCGCGGAUGGACGUCUCAUAUCCAUCUCCACUACCCAUCACGCCGCCCGAAUCGGAUGAUCAUGUUCAAUGGAAUCCUGCCGCUACAGGUGCUCCCAACAAUGACUCGUCUGAAGCCACUGUCCCUACAGAGGAGGGAUCUUCCGGCGUCGCAGAGGUGACCAUGAAGGAGGAACAGCCCCAGGAUAGCUGCACUCCCAAGCAAUCCACACAACAGCAACCGGACCAGAACAACCCGGACAGUGCAGAUGAUUCCCGUUCGCUGCCAAUACCGAGCGGCAUGCCGCUGCAGGACGGGAACGACAGACUUCUCUUUCUGCAAAAGGGAAUUGUAACUGCUGGUACGACCAUAUGACACCCUUUUUUUUUUACCCACUCUCUCACCCCCCUCUUCAUACUUAUGCAAACUUGUUGCUGACUUUGAUUGUAGUAUCAUUCCUUGCUAUAUCCAAGGACCCUGCAAAGGUUGUCCAGCUGGUCUCCCAAACUCUCCCGUGUCCUCCGUCCAAUAACCUCCCCAACUCGAGCUCUCUCUCUCCUGCCUGCGUCUUUAGCCCCAUUGUUCAGACGAUCCAGUCCCGUCUCCAACCAGACCAAUCGCCCUAUAUCAACAUCACCCAUGCAGUGCCGCCAAAGUUCUCCCUCUCCAGCCUACCAACAUCUCCACCGAGCACACCCAAUCGUCUCUUUCCCGGAGACGACUAUUUUAACAUGACUGUCUUCUCUAACGCUACGGCUGCACCUCACUACCCGUUCACCAGCGCCUCUUCCUCGUCAUCCUUAUCUGGCGGAGCACAGUCACAAGCACCAUACGUGCCCACGCCGAUUGUUCCCCCAUACAGCGUCAACAUCGCUGCCGUCGAGCGCUACCUUCCACCAACCUCAACAUGCGAAUACCAAAACCUCUUCACCACCAGCGGGCCGUCAGUACUUCUAGAUCGCCUUCGAGAACUUUCGCCUCGUGACGGUACCUUACUCCUUGUAUACCCCACCCUCCGUGGCGCCCAAUGCUUCAAACAACACUAUCUCAACCCUAUCCUGGACCCUUUACUACGCAACCUUGUCGGCCUACACUGCCUGCCUUCUGACAUUGGUACGGCACUUAGCUCCACACCUGCGCUCAAACACAUGGACCCCUUUGAGACAAUGCACUCGAAAGUCUCUCAGCUUUGUUCCUCCCUGACAUAUCGCGACCGAACCACGUUUACUCUUUCAUACGCCUCUCCCGGUUGCAUCCCGCUCUCCCGCGACCUCUGGACAGAAUGGUACAUUGCCCAGGAAUCCCCUCGCGCCCGCGAGAUACUUGACUACUGGCGCAACGAUCACCGCACCCGCCACCACACCGCCAGCAAAGGUAUGGGUAUGGAUAGAGAAGUUACUAGUGCCAUGGUCCUUCGGGAUGUCGUCGACGGCAUCCGCAAGCGAGCAACGACCGAGCCCAUGGACGACGCUGAGCGAGAAGGCGUGGAAGUCGGCAUCUUCGUCAUCCGGCGCUCCCUAUCACAGUCAUCUACAUGAUUCACCUACAAAUCACUAGCAAACAAGCACGAUGGCAUUGGCAGAACGAGUUUCACAUUUCCAGAGGAGGAGUUCUAGGUCUUAGAUUCGGUUUAUACCAGGUUCGGGUCUGGUCCGGUUAGGUCUUUAACAUGUCAAAAAACGGGGUUCAACAGCGCAACGCAACAUGAAAA
Molecule: messenger RNA, 2141 nt
Organism: Trichophyton rubrum CBS 118892
Lineage: Eukaryota; Fungi; Ascomycota; Eurotiomycetes; Onygenales; Arthrodermataceae
Exons: 1
Coding region: 802-1968 (388 amino acids)
Source: RefSeq, a predicted model, not a curated record